AUGGUGGUGUGUUCGCGGAGGCGACACUUGCCGCACACGCCCCCCCACCCCGCAGGCUCUGACGGCUCUCUAUCCCCUAAAAUGCCCGAUUCGGUGCCACCUCCUCGCAAACGCCGUCAUCCCUCGCCAUUUCAAGGAGUCGCCUUACCUACCGCCGCCGCCGCCGCCGCCGCCGCCAGUGGGAUUCUGACCGCGCGCAGGAUUUCUGCGGGGGGCGGCAGCUGUGGAUCCGUAAGGUCCUCACAUUCUGGUUUCCGAGGUUCCGCAGCCCGAGCCAAUCACAAGCUACUCUGCGUCUGGGAGGCGCGCCGCCUCGUCCUCCUUUAUAUCGCUGCUGACAUGCUGAGGCUGCAUUACGUCACACUACCAAUGCUGCAGGGUAGGGGGCCGGAGGGGGAGCGCGCGCAGGCGCGCCCGCAGGAGGUCGAGAAGCCCGCGCUGGGUUCGUGCUUAGAGACCCCGAGGACUUGCAGUGGGGGUUGCGGCGCCGGAGACAGAAGAGAAGACAAAGACCCACACAAAGGAGAAGGUGAUAGGAAGAUGGAGGCAGAUACUAGAGUGCUGUGGCCACAAGCCAAGGAAUACCAAUGUUAUAAGAACCUGGAAGAAAGAGAGACUGAGGAAACAUGUUCAUGAACAUUUAAAAAUUCCAUUUUAAAAC
This is a messenger RNA of Hipposideros armiger (great roundleaf bat), 661 nucleotides long. RefSeq lists its product as uncharacterized. The record is from RefSeq and is a predicted model, not a curated record. The transcript has 4 exons. Bases 1 to 636 code for a protein of 211 amino acids. Lineage: Eukaryota; Metazoa; Chordata; Mammalia; Chiroptera; Hipposideridae.